Messenger RNA from Coregonus sp. 'balchen', 10297 nucleotides. The record is from the annotation of a GenBank genome assembly. Lineage: Eukaryota; Metazoa; Chordata; Actinopteri; Salmoniformes; Salmonidae.
AUGAGCGGAUACAGGGAUGGCUGCUGCUAGACAACUACCCUCCAACCUUUACACUAACACUCAUGUACCUGCUGAUCGUAUGGGUGGGACCCAAGUACAUGAGACACAGACAGCCGGUGUCUUGCCAGGGCCUCCUGGUGCUCUACAAUCUGGGCCUCACGAUCUUGUCCUUCUAUAUGUUCUAUGAGGUAGGCAGGCAGGCUACACCUGAAGGUGGUGUUGGUGUCAUCGCAAUGCAACGCUGCAGGUGGAUGAGGGGAAGUGAGAGGAUCGGGUGACUGAUAGAAGUGGCUAAAGGACCAUUUUAUUUUGCUGAAGGAUUCUGUGAGGAUGAGGGAAACUGUGAUCUUUGAUUCGGAUUAGACACAAAUGCCGUCUUGCACUGAAGCCACCCCGGGACACAAUGCUGUGAGGGAGUGAGUGGGGCACAGCUGGUCUCUGACAGGAUCAUUGUUAACACAAACAAAUCUCUCACCCAAUGUCAACACAGCCCUCAAUUGUUUUCUGAAAACCUGCUAUUAUUAUUAGAAUGUUUGAAGUUGCAACUUCUAAUUCUGAAAUGGUUGACAGUAUAUACUGAUGUACUGUCUGUAUCCUCAGUGGAUGGCUAUGCUAGUAGUUGAUAGCAUUAUCCCUAAUUAUCCCUAUAGUGUAAUGAAACGGGAGGGAAGGUGAGCUGCCAAUGCUUUCUGUAGUGUAAUCAGUUGUGGUAGUAAAUAUGUCAACAUAGUGUUAUAUACAGUGAGGGAAAAAAGUAUUUGAUCCCUGCUGAUUUUGUACGUUUGCCCACUGACAAAGAAAUGAUCAGUCUAUAAUUUUAAUGGUAGGUUUAUUUGAACAGUCAAAGACAGAAUAACAACAAAAAAAUCCAGAAAAACGCAUGUUAAAAAUGUUAUAAAUUGAUUUGCAUUUUAAUGAGGGAAAUAAGUAUUUGACCCCCUCUCAAUCAGAAAAGAUUUCUGGCUCCCAGGUGUCUUUUAUACAGGUAACGAGCUGAGAUUAGGAGCACACUCUUAAAGGGAGUGCUCCUAAUCUCAGCUUGUUACCUGUAUAAAAGACACCUGUCCACAGAAGCAAUCAAUCAGAUUCCAAACUCUCCACCAUGGCCAAGACCAAAGAGCUCUCCAAGGAUGUCAGGGUCAAUAUUGUAGACCGACACAAGGCUGGAAUGGGCUACAAGGCCAUCGCCAAGCAGCUUGGUGAGAAGGUGACAACAGUUGGUGCGAUUAUUCGCAAAUGGAAGAAACACAAAAGAACUGUCAAUCUCCCUCGGCCUGGGGCUCCAUGCAAGAUCUCACCUCGUGGAGUUGCAAUGAUAAUGAGAACGGUGAGGAAUCAGCCCAGAACUACACUGGAGGAUCUUGUCAAUGAUUUCAAGGAAGCUGGGACCAUAGUCACCAAGAAAACAAUUGGUAACACACUACGUCGCGAAGGACUGUAAUCCUGCAGCGCCCGCAAGGUCCCCCUGCUCAAGAAAGCACAUAUACAGGCCCGUCUGAAGUUUGCCAAUGAACAUCUGAAUGAUUCAGAGGAGAACUGGGUGAAAGUGUUGUGGUCAGAUGAGACCAAAAUCGAGGUCUUUGGCAUCAACUCAACUCGCCGUGUUUGGAGGAGGAGGAAUGCUGCCUAUGACCCCAAGAACACCAUCCCCACCGUCAAUCAUGGAGGUGGAAACAUUAUGCUCUGGUGUUUUUUUCUGCUUAGGGGACAACUUCACCGCAUCAAAGGGACGAUGGACGGGGCCAUGUACCGUCAAAUCUUGGGUGAGAACCUCCUUCCCUCAGCCAGGGCAUUGAAAAUGGGUCGUGGAUGGGUAUUCCAGCAUGACAAUGACUCAAAACACACGGCCAAGGCAACAAAGGGGUGGCUCAAGAAGAAGCACAUUAAGGUCCUGGAGUGGCCUAGCCAGUCUCCAGACCUUAAUCCCAUACAAAAUCUGUGGAGGGAGCUGAAGGUUCGAGUUGCCAAACGUCAGCCUCAAAACCUUAAUGACUUGGAGAAGAUCUGCAAAGAGUGGGACAAAAUCCCUCCUGAGAUGUGUGCAAACCUGGUGGCCAACUACAAGAAAUGUCUGACCUCUGUGAUUGCCAACAAGGGUUUUGCCACCAGGUACUAAGUCAUGUUUUGCAGAUGGGUCAAAUACUUAUUUCCCUCAUUAAAAUGCAAAUCAAUUUAUAACAUUUUUGACAUGCGUUUUUCUGGAUUUUUUUGUUGUUAUUCUGUCUCUCACUGUUCAAAUAAACCUACCAUUAAAAUUAUAGACUGAUCAUGUCUUUGUCAGUGGGCAAACGUACAAAAUCAGCAGGGGUUCAAAUACUUUUUUCCCUCACUGUACAGUACCAGUCAAACGUUUGGACACACCUACUCAUUCAAGGGUUUUUCUUUAUUUUUACUAUUUUCUAAAUUGUAGAAUAAUAGUGAAGACAUCAAAACAAUGAAAUAACACAUAUGGAAUCAUGUAGUAACCAAAAAAUAUAUUUUAUAUUUGAGACUCUUCAAAGUAGCUACCCUUUGCCUCGAUGACAGCUUUGCACACUCUUGGCAUUCUCUCAACCAGCUUCACCUGGAAUGAUUUUCCAACAGUGCAACAGUCUUGAAGGAGUACCCAAAUAAGCUGAGCACUUGUUCGCUGCUUUUCCUUCACUCUGCGGUCCAACUCAUCCCAAACCAUCUCAAUUGGGUUGAUGUCGGGGGAUUGUGGAGGCCAGGUCAUCUGAUGCAGCACUCCAUCACUUUCCUUCUUGGUCAAGUAGCCCUUACAUUCCUUACACAGCCUGGAGGUGUGUUGGGUCAUUGUCCUGUUGAAAAACAAAUGAUUGUCCCACUAUGCCCAAACCAGAUGGGAUGGCGUAUCGCUUCAGAAUGCUGUGGUAGCCAUGCUGGUUACGUGUGCCUUGAAUUCUAUAUAAAUCACAGACAGUGUUACCAGCAAAGCACCCCCAUACCAUCACACCUCCUCCUCCAUGAGAGAUGUGUCUGUUACUUGAUCUCUGUGAAGCACUUAUUUGGGCUGCAAUUUCUGAGGCUGGUAACUUUAAUGAACUUAUCCUCUGCAUCAGAGUUAACUCUGGGUCUUCCUUUCCUGUGGCGGUCCUCAUGAGAGCCAGUUUCAUCAUAGCGCUUGAUGGUUUUUGCGACUGCACUUGAAGAAACUUUCAAAGUUCUUCACAUUUUCCGUAUUGACUGACAUUCAUGUCUUAAAGUAAUGAUGGACUGUCGUUUCUCUUUGCUUAUUUGAGCUGUUCUUGCCAUAAUAUGGACUUGGUCUUUUACCAAAUAGGGCUAUCUUCUGUAUACCUUGUCACAACACAACUGAUUGGCUCAAACGCAUUAAGAAGGAAAGAAAUUCCACAAAUUAACUUUUAACAAGGCACACCUGUUAAUUGAAAUGCAAUCCAGGUGACUACCUCAUGCAUCUGGUUGAGAGAAUGCCAAGAGUGUCUAAAGGUGUCAUCAAGGCAAAGGGUGGCUACUUUGAAGAAUCUCAAAUAUAAAAUAUAUUUGGAUUUGUUUAACACUUUUUUGGUUACUACAUGAUUCCAUAUGUGUUAUUUCAUAGUUUUGAUGACUUCACUAUUAUUCUACAAUGUAGAAAAUGUAAAAAAUAAAUAAAAUACCUUGAAUGAGUAGGUGUUCUAAAACUUUUGACCAGUAGUACACUACCGUUCAAAAGUUUGUGGUCACUUAGAAAUUUCCUUGUUUUCCAUUAAAGCAUACAUUAAAUGAGUUUGAAUAGGAAAUAUAGCAAAAUGAAUAGGAAAUGUAGUCAUUGACAAGGUUAAAAAUAAUUGUGUCCUUCAAACUUUGCUUUCGUCAAAGAAUCCUCCAUUUGCAUCAAUUACAGCCUUGCAGACCUUUGGCAUUCUAGUUGUCAAUUUGUUGAGGUAAUCUGAAGAAAUUUCACCCCAUGCUUCCUGAAGCACCUCCCACAAGUUGGAUUGGCUUGAUGGGCACUUCUUACGUACCAUAUGGUCAAGCUGCUCCCACAACAGCUCAAUAGGGUUGAGAUCCGGUGACUGUGCUGGCCACUCCAUUAUAGACAGAAUACCAGCUGACUGCUUCUUACCUAAAUAGUUAUUGCAUAGUUUGGAGCUGUGCUUUGGGUCAUUGUCCUGUUAUAGGAGGAAAUUGGCUCCAAUCAAGCGCCAUCCACAGGGUAUGGCAUGGCAUUGCAAAAUGGAGUGAUAGCCUUCCUUCUUCAAGAUCCCUUUUACCCUGUACAAAUCUCCCACUUUACCACCAACAAUGCACCCCCAGACCAUCACAUUGCCUCCACCAUGCUUGACAGAUGGCAUUAAGCACUCCUCCAGCAUCUUUUAAUUUGGUCUGCAUCUCACAGAUGUUCUUCUUUGUGAUCCGAAUACCUCAAACUUCGAUUUGUCUGUCCAUAACACUUAUUUCCAAUCUUCCUCUGUCCAGUGUCUGUGUUCUUUUGCCCAUCUUAAUCUUUUCUUUUUAUUGUCCAGUCUGAGAUAUGGCUUUUUCUUUGCAACUCUGCCUAGAAGGUCAGCAUCCCGAAGUCGCCUCUUCACUGUUGACGUUGAGACUGGUGUUUUGCGGGUACUAUUUAAUGAAGCUGCCAGUUGAGGACCUGUGAGGCGUCUGUUUCUCAAACUAGACACUCUAAUGUAUUUGUCUUAUUGCUCAGUUGUGCACCGGGGCCUCCCACUCCUCUUUCUAUUCUGGUUAGAGACAGUUUGCGCUGUUCUGUAAAGGGAGUAGUACACAGCGUUGUACGAGAUCUUCAGUUCCUUGGCAAUUUCUCGCAUGGAAUAGCCUUCAUUUCUCAGAACAAGAAUAGACUCACAAGUUUCAGAAGAAAGUUCUUUGUUUCUGGCCAUUUUGAGCCUGUAAUCGAACCCACAAUUGCUGAUGCUCCAGAUACUCAACUAGUCUCAAGAAGGCCAGUUUUAUUGCUUCUUUAAUCAGCACAAGAGUUUUCAGCUGUGCUAACAUAAUUGCAAAAGGGUUUUCUAAUGAUCAAUUAUCCUUUUAAAAUGAUAAACUUGGAUUAGCAAACACAAUGUGCCAUUGGAACACAGGACUGAUGGUUGCUGAUAAUGGGCCUCUGUACGCCUAUGUAGAUAUUCCAUUAAAAAUCAGCAGUUUCCAGCUACAAUAGACAUUUACAACAUUAACAAUGUCUACACUGUAUUUCUGAUAAAUCUGAUGUUAUUUUAAUGGACAAAAAAAGUGCUCUUCUUUCGAAAACAAGGACAUUUCUAAGUGACCCCAAACCUUUGAACGGUAGUGUAUAUACUGAUGUACUGUCUGUAUCCUCAUUGGAUGGCUAUGCUAGUAGUUGAUAGCAUUAUCCCUAAUUAUCCCUAUAGUGUAAUGAAACGGGAGGGAGGGUGAGCUGCCGAUGCUUUCUGUGUGGUAGUAAAUAUUUCAACAUAGAGUAAUAUACAUGGUGUAAUAUGACAUCCUCUAAAUGUAAUGAGGUAGUUAUACUGACGAUGAGGGACAAAGUCUGUUCUCCAUGCACGUGUAAGUCUUAAGUCUUCUAUUCUCACCACCCUGGCCAAACUGGCUCAAUUCGGUCUGCAUUGCAUAACCCCUCAAAAGAUUGGCUGUGCCCAUGCUGUGUAAAUCAGUACAAAGCAGUUGCUUGCCGUUAUCACCUGUCUACGGCACUUAAAGAAAUUGCAUUUUCACAAUGUUAUAGGUGUGGUUUGAUUUAAGAUGUGUUUUAAAUAGCCAUACUGAAUAGCAAAAUACCAAGGGCAUAGGCCUGAUAGGUUUGUAGGUUCGUUAAGUUACCAUGGAUGCAAGCUGGACACAAUAAAGGCUUUAGGUUUAGAAACAGAUCCUGAGCUCACUCUGCAUUUUAGAUAGUCAAUAUUGAUUGGAAUGCGCUGGCUCUUAAGCUAAUUAAAACAGUUUCUUCUGCAGGAAAGUGGGUCUUCACUAAUAUCACGAAUCAGCACUGUUCCACCCAAAUCUAUAUGGACAUUUACCCCAUAUUUCCUUUGUUUUGAAUUAAGAGUAAAGAAGAUUUAGUACUAGUGUAUUAGUAAUAAAUAGUGUAUUAUAACUCAAAUAGCCUAGUAUGCAGUAUAUUGUUGUGAAUAAUCAUGUUGCUAAUACAGUAAACGUGUCCAUGCAGCAUCACAACAACAGGCAUGACAGUGGCAUUGUUGAAUGAUUAGACACUCUCUGUGUAGAGACUUUUGUGUUGUUAUUCGAUGAGUCCUCUGCAUGUUCGGGAUUACCCAGUUGAGUAGUGGAUCACAACAUCUGCCAAUCCCAGGCCUGUCCCUGUUCUGUUUUCAUCCCCAUGGGCACAUGCAGGGCAGUCACUCUCCUGAUGCCACAAUCAUCGGAUAAUGCCACUGUAUGCCUCGAAGUCAUCAACGUAAUUAGAUCCCUGCUUUGCCCUGCUUUUUUAUCGUCCUGUUCUUGAGCCAAAUGCACUAAAGUCCUGUGGGAAAGCUUAAUGUUCCUCAGAAUCAUGUUUUAUUCAGUAGAACAUAACAAGGGGGGCAAUUCUGACCAAUGGGUUCUGCUCUGAGUUUGAUGAGGUCAUAUUGAGCACAAAACACUUGAAGCUGAACCUGAAUCUUGGUAUGUCUUUAGAUGCUUUAUAUUUAAAUCCUUGUUUUUGUCAGUUAUUCAAGGCAGUGGUGGAUAAAGGCAGAGCUAUUUCCAUCCAUCCCAAAUUAGACUAAAUGUGUGAACACUGGCCUGCUCAAAAACAAACAAUACAGGGAUCCAAUGUUGCAGUGGCAACAAAAAGGAUACUGAUAUUCUCUCUGGUAAAGGAGACUAAAUGGAGAUGACGAGACUCUGGGAUAUAAUAUUGUUCACUACUUCCUCUUUCCACUCCUGCAGCAAGUAUAUGAAGCUAGCAUCCUAAAUGCCAAUGUAAAUUCUAACAGUUCUACACUCAGCUUUUGGGUGGAGAAAGCAAAUUGAUGUUGCAAGUGUUUUUCAAUUUGGAUCUUGUGACACUUGCAAUACAAUAAUGAAAUAAAUGUGAUAUUACAAGGGCAGUGCAGUAUUUGGGUGAUUUAAAGUUGUUUGAAGAUGUCAAAGACUUGACAAUCUAUUUGUUUCUACAUCACCUUAUGGUCUGUCUCCAGAUGGUGUCUGCUGUGUGGCACGGGGGUUAUAACUUCUACUGCCAAGACACACAUAGUGCAGGAGAAACAGAUACCAAGGUAAGACGGUCUUACUCAAUAUCACUAUACAUCACCCCUCUGUUUUAUAUUCAAUUCUAUAUAAGUGAACAAUCUGUGUUAGGUUCAAAAUAUGGACUGUAUAUGCGGUUUAAAAAAUGCAUUGUCACCAGACACCAGCUUGACUUCACCCUUUCACUCAUUCUGUUCAUUCUCUUCAACUAUGUUUGUCCUGGUGGCUUCCAAUUCUACUGGUUCAAUUUAUGUCAGACAGUACCUGCAAAUCCUAACAGAUAAGCCACAGGGUCAGACAGCCAGUCUAUUUAAUCUGUGCUGCUGUGUCAUCAGUAUUUACUCUCUGUAAUGUCCCUUGGGAACAUUGAACACUGAGAGGAAACUUGUUCUCACUGAAAUGUGCGAUUGGAUUGCAGUUAUGCUGUGAUUAAAACGUGUAAAAGUGUCCCUGCUGUCACAGCAGUGAAUUAGCGUAUUUUUCUCUUUGUCCUUAAUACAGAUUUCAAAGGCAUUUCUGUGCAGAUGACCAAUUUUGGUCCCUCAAAACAUUUUACUUUUUGGGUCAAAUUAUUUGCACUGGCCAGUCCUCAUUAAAAAAAAGUAAAAUACAAAUCUGGCAAUGUAUGCCUCUCAGGAGGAACAUUGAGUAUGUUCUUGCAGGAAAGAUAUUGUAUUGCCUGAAAGCUAGGAAAGUGAACUACUAGAAAAUAUAUUGUAUUGCCUGAAAGUGUGAUUCUUCUUCUUAUAUUUGUUUCUCGUCUCAGAUCAUUCAUGUGCUGUGGUGGUACUACUUCUCCAAGAUUAUAGAGUUUAUGGACACCUUCUUCUUCAUCCUACGGAAGAACAACCAUCAGAUCACGUUUCUGCACAUCUACCACCACGCUAGCAUGCUCAACAUCUGGUGGUUCGUCAUGAACUGGGUGCCCUGUGGUCACUGUGAGUGUUCUAACACAACAUUCCCUUUCUAUCCUCAACACUGUGGUCACUGUGAGUGUUCUAACACAACAUUCCCUUUCUAUCCUCAACACUGUGGUCACUGUGAGUGUUCUAACACAACAUUCCCUUUCUAUCCUCAACACUGUGGUCACUGUGAGUGUUCUAACACAACAUUCCCUUUCUAUCCUCAACACUGUGGUCACUGUGAGUGUUCUAACACAACAUUCCCUUUCUAUCCUCAACACUGUGGUCACUGUGAGUGUUCUAACACAACAUUCCCUUUCUAUCCUCAACACUGUGGUCACUGUGAGUGUUCUAACACAACUUGGCCAUUGUGGAGAGGUUGGAGUCUGUUUGAUUGAGUGUGUGGACAGGUGUCUUUUAUACAGGUAACGAGUUCAAACAGGUGCAGUUAAUACAGGUAAUGAGUGGAGAACAGGAGGGCUUCUUAAAGAAAAACUAACAGGUCUGUGAGAGCCGUAAUUCUUACUGGUUGGUAGGUGAUCAAAUACUUAUGUCAUGCAAUAGAAUGCAAAUUAAUUACUUAAAAAUCAUACAAUGUGAUUUUCUGGAUUUUUGUUUUAGAUUCCGUCUCUCACAGUUGAAGUGUACCUAUGAUAAAAAUUACAGACCUCUACAUGCUUUGUAAGUAGGAAAACCUGCAAAAUCGGCAGUGUAUCAAAUAUUUGUUCUCCCCACUGUACAUGGUAUGUUAUUAUUUUAAGUAGCUAUACAGGUGUUAUAGAGGACAUGGUUUUCUUGAAUUGAUUCUGUGACUGAGAUACUUUCAAGUGAAGUUGAUCGUUUUUUAGAUGGUAAAGGAAUCAAGUGUGAAUUGAACCUACUGCUAUUUCAGGACUGUACGGCAUGUAUUUUUUCAGUGAUAUACUGUACCCUCACCUCCUAAUUGCUUUACCCUCUCACUGUGUCCUAGAAUAGGACCCUCUGACCUACGUCUAACAGCUCUCUGUGUUUUACAGUGGACUCUCUGAGAAUGAACACCUCAGCUGCUUUCUACUGUGUGCCAUUGUCACAGCUAUUUCUUACUAUUAUAAAACAGGCACUGAAUAGCAAGAAUUGUAAUUUCGUCAUUCACUGAUGUCUCUGACCCUGCUACUGUACUGUAGAUGAAUCACCCACCCCCUCUCUCCUGUCUUUUCCUCAGCCUACUUUGGUGCCUCCCUCAACAGCUUCAUCCAUGUCCUGAUGUACUCUUACUAUGGGCUCUCUGCUGUCCCGGCCAUACGGCCCUAUCUAUGGUGGAAGAAAUACAUCACACAAGGACAGCUGGUGAGCCUGCAUGUCCCUGUUUCAAACCUCAGAGAUGGACUUUCACGUCCAUAGUCAUCAUCCAGCGGUGGAGGCUGCUGAGGGGAAGACGGCUCAUAAUAAUGGCCGGAACAGAGUCCAUGGAAUGGCAUCAAUCACCUGUAAACCAUGUGUUUGAUGUAUUUGAUACCAUUCCACUGAUUCCGCUCCAGUCAUUACCACGAGCCCGUUCUACCCAAUUAAGGUGCCACCAGCCUCCUGUGCCCUCCAGUGUAUAGCUCAGCCAGUUUCAGGGUCUUAGUGAAUGUGACAAAGGCCCCAUGAGAUGAAACAAAAACAUGAACCAUUGGUACAGAUUGAAAGUGCAACAUUACCCACAUCCUUUUAAGGUAUUUUUUAGGCCAAUGGAUCAAUGGCAUUAAUUCAUGCAUACUGUGUGUUUUUGUGUGUGUGUAUGUAUUGACGUUGACAUAGUUUACAAACAAUGAAUUCCAGUUUUGUUUCAUUCCUCUAUAGAUUCAGUUCUUUUUGACCAUGUCCCAGACCGUAUGUGCAGUCAUUUGGCCAUGUGGUUUCCCCAGAGGCUGGCUGUAUUUCCAGAUAUUCUAUAUGGCCUCGCUUAUUGCCUUUUUCUCAAACUUCUACAUUCAGGUGAGCAAAUAUACAACUCUUGCAUUAAUUAAUUAAUUAAUUAGACAUUAUUAUUUCAAUUAAUUAUGGUGUUGUGAAGUAUUUUACACUGGUGGUGACAGGGUUAAAUAUAACGUGCAUUGUUGUCUACAGUAGUGUUUUGCAGAUUUUGAGCACAUCCUAAUGUGUUGACUCCUUCCCUCUGUUUUUAGACUUACAAGAAACACAGUGUUUCACAAAAGAAGGAGUAUCAUCACAAUGGCUCUGUUGAUUCACUGAAUGGCCAUGCGAAUGGGGUGACACCCACAGAAACCAUUACACACAGA